Messenger RNA from Alexandromys fortis (reed vole), 2829 nucleotides. It is a transcript of the gene Clec4f, whose product is annotated as C-type lectin domain family 4 member F. The coding region runs from base 86 to 1720 and encodes 544 amino acids. NCBI's taxonomy places the organism in Eukaryota, Metazoa, Chordata, Mammalia, Rodentia, Cricetidae. The record is from RefSeq and is a predicted model, not a curated record. Gene Ontology annotation, molecular function: signaling receptor activity. The transcript is spliced from 7 exons.
UGACCUCCUCGGAGAACAUAAACCACUGCUGCUGGCUCACAGGACAGGCCUUUGGGGGACCCGGGGACAGGAGCAGUGGCAGAGGAUGAAGGAGGCAGAGUUGAAUGGAGAUGUGGCUCGAUUCUGCAAAGACAACCAGUAUGUCUCCCUACAGCCUGGAGGGCGGGACCCUAUACCAACUGUUCCCGUGGCUUCCAGGAUGCUGAGACUUGUCCAGGCCUUCUUGACACUUAUGGCUGUGUUCUUCUCUCUCCUGGCUCUUUUUCUGGUGGGUUUACAGACUUGGAGACCCAAGCAGAAUGAAGAUCCUUCCUUCCAAGCCUUGUUUCUGAGAAGCAACUCUACUAUACAGAAGCCUGACAAUCAUCCCUACUCUGGCAGCAUAGCAGAAAAGCAAGAGGCUACCCAGAGGGUUAGGGACUAUGUUGAGAAUUCUAACACUUGGUACGAGGAGAUACAGAUGCUGAAGUACCGAGUGGAGAAUGUUAGUUCUCAGGUCCAGUUGCUCGGGGACCACCUAGAGGAUGCCAGUGCUGACAUCCAGCAGGCAAAAGGUGUGCUGAAGGACUCAGGUUCCUUGGCUUUGGAGACCCAGGCACUGAGAAUCUCCUUGGAGUCGGCCAGUGCUGAUAUCCACAGUCUGAGAGGAGAUUUGGAAAAGGCAAAUGCUAUGACUUCCCAGACCCAAGGUCUCUUAAAGAGCAGCACAGAAAACACCAGUGCUGAUCUCCACAUCCUGGGCAGAGGCCUGGAGGAAGCCCAGACUGAGAUCCAGGCAUUGAGGAGAAGUCUGCAGAGUUCCAAUGACCUCAGCUCCCAGACCCAGAGCUUUCUCCAGCGCAGUGUGGACAACACUAGUGCUGAGAUCCAGGCCAUGAGAGACCAUCUGGAGAGGGCUGGUGACGAAAUGAGUUCAUUAAGGAAAGACCUGCAAACAGUCACUGCCCAGACACAAAAGGCGAACGGCCACCUGGAGCAGACGGAUGCCCAGAUCCAGGUGUUAAAAGCUGAGCUGAAAAGCACCAGCUCCUUUACCUUCCACAUGGAGGCCGUCAAUGAUCAGCUGAAGGAUGCCAGCAAAGAGUUACAGACCCUGAGAGGAGGCAUGACAGAUGUCGAGGCUCUGAAAUCCAAGGUCCAGAUGCUACAGAGCAGUCUGCAGAAGGCCAAGGCAGACUUGCAGAGUUUGAAAUCAGAUCUGGAGGCUACCAAAACUCUCAUUGCCAAGAUACAGGGGGAACAGAGUCGCCUAGGAGCCCUGCAUGAAGCUGUGGGUUCACAGGAGCAGAGAACUCAGAAUCAGCUUCUCCAGCUGAUCCUGCAGGGCUGGAUGGUCUUCCGCGGAAGCAUGUAUUACUUUUCUUAUGAGAAGAAGUCGUGGCAUGAGGCGGAGAAUUUCUGCACGUCCCAAGGAGCGCACCUGGCAUCAGUGACUUCUCAGGAAGAGAAGGAAUUCCUGGCAAAGUUCACAAGUGACGAGUACCAUUGGAUCGGGCUCACUGACCAUGGCAUUGAGGGCAACUGGCGCUGGGUGGAUGGAACACCGUUUAACCAAUACCUGAGCAAUGGGUUUUGGGGAAAAAAUCAGCCCGACAACUGGAGACAUCUGAAUGGGGAGGUUGAAGACUGCGUCCACAUGAGGCAAAUGUGGAAUGACAUGAUCUGUGGGGCUGCCUACCCCUGGGUGUGCAAGAAGUCCACAGGUCAGGCUGUGGCCUGAGUGGGCCAGAGCAGUCUUUCCUUCUCGAGACUCCCAGAGCCUUGGACUCACUGCAGAGUUCCUUGGGUCCUGUGUUGUUGUGUUGUUUAAUCAUGUGAAACACGCUUGCCUCCUGUGGCCCCCUUCAGCGAGAUGACUUCUUAAAGAUAAGCCCUGCAUGCUUGUGUCCCCUCAGCACCCCAACAUGCCUGCCCAACCAGGUCUUCAAUAAACACCCCCUGAAUGGAUGGAAACUUGGUACUCGUUCAUCCCUGUGGCUGCCUUCACACUCCUGUCUCUCUGGCCUGGCCCUCCUCCCCUCAGGGUCUUUCUGUUCCUACAGACAUCCUUUCCCACAGGCUCUGCUGUGACUGUGCCGACAGCAGUAGGGGCUACAAAAACUCCGGGGCCUUCUUAGGUCACCCCAGUGUUCCAUGGGUUUCUUCUGGGUGCAGAUGGGGUCCUGUUACUCUCCCUUGUUUUCUGGGGUGUGAGGUCUCUGCUCCAUCCUCCCAUUCAUCUCUCUAAUCUUUACAGGGAUUCUACGUUCUGCUCACCUUAGGAUGAGACCCUCAGGUGCUCUCUGUUGGUGCCUGUGGAGCACUCUAUCGAUGCACAAGGAAUCUCAUGCAGGUUUCUGGAUCUCUGUCUGUCUGUCUGUCUGUCUGUCUGUCUGCCUGCCUGCCUGCCUGUCUUCUGGUCUCGUCAUACUCUGCCCACAAGCUGCAGUAAGUUCUCUUUCCCCAGCAUGGGUAGAAUGCCAUACCUAGGUUAAUACUAUCUUCCCUGUCCUGUGGAAGAACCUUCAGAAAGAACGCCAUGGGGCCACAGGCUCCCCAUUUGCUUCCCAGCUCCCUAACUUGGCCCAAAGUUUUAGUCUGCCUGUGGUCCAGUAUCUGGAAAUAGUGGUUUCCUCUAUGUAUGAGUCUUUUAGUUGUUUACAGCCAAAGAGCUCCUCCAGCUGUGUCCAGCUGUGGCAGUUUGGGGGACGGAGACAUGGCUCUGUGGUUGAGUGAGUGCUGCUCUUGUGGAGGAUACUAGCUCAGUUCCAGCACUCUUGUCUGGAAGCCUGACUUCAGCUACAGAAGGUCUGACUCCCUCUCCUGGCCUUGUGGGCACCUGCACUCAUG